AGAAAACAACACUUCUUAGUUCAGAGUUUUGAAGGACAGAGGAAAAUCCAAGAAGAUGGUGCAUCCUUUGGUUGAUAGAGCCACAAGCGAUAUGCUCAUUGGUCCUGAUUGGGCCAUGAACCUCGAGAUAUGUGACAUGCUUAAUCAUGAGCCUGGACAAACGAGAGAGGUAGUGAGUGGCAUAAAGAAGAGGCUUACUAGUAGGACUUCCAAGGUCCAGCUUUUGGCUCUUACAUUACUAGAGACAAUAAUAAACAAUUGUGGGGAACUUAUUCAUAUGCAAGUUGCAGAGAAGGAUAUACUUCAUAAGAUGGUGAAAAUGGCCAAAAGGAAGCCUAACAUCCAAGUGAAGGAGAAGAUAUUGAUACUUAUAGAUACUUGGCAAGAGAGCUUUUCAGGUCCACAAGGAAGACAUCCACAAUAUUACGCAGCAUACCAAGAAUUGUUGCGUGCAGGAAUUGUGUUCCCUCAAAGACCUCAAACCACACACAGUUCAGGACAAACUGGUCCUUCGACAACGUAUCCUCAGAAUUCUCGUAACGCUAGACAAGAAGCUAUUGAUACUUCAACAGAGUCAGAAUUUCCAACUUUGAGUUUGACAGAAAUUCAAAAUGCAAGAGGAAUUAUGGAUGUCUUAGCUGAAAUGAUGAACGCAAUAGAUGGAAACAACAAAGAGGGACUUAAACAAGAGGUUGUUGUAGAUCUUGUUAGCCAAUGUCGCACCUAUAAACAAAGAGUAGUACACCUUGUAAACUCGACAUCAGAUGAAUCUAUGCUUUGCCAAGGCCUAGCCUUAAAUGACGAUUUGCAGCGAUUACUUGCAAAGCACGAAGCCAUCGCCUCUGGAAACAGUAUGAUAAAAAAGGAAGAAAACUCUAAAAAAGAAGUUCCCAAGGACACAACUCAGAUCAUAGAUGUUGGUUCAAGUGAGACCAAAAAUGCUAGUGUUGUGGCUUCUACAACCAAUGGUCCAAAAAUAGACCUUCUAAGUGGUGAUGACUUCGAGACUCCGAAUGCAGACAACUCAUUAGCUCUUGUUCCUCUCGGACCUCCACAACCAAGUAGUCCCGUAGCAAAGCCAGAUAAUUCCAUCGUCUUAAUCGAUAUGUUGUCAGAUAACAACUGUGAAAGCUCUACUCCAACUUCGAAUCCACACGCAAAUCAUCAGAUGGUGCAACAACAUUACUCGAAUGGAUUUGGACCUGGCCAUCAAGAGCAAUCUUUUUAUGGACAGGGGUCAUCUGGUCCUGUUUGGAAUCUCCAAAUUACUCAACAACACCAACAACCAUCGUCUCCUGCCUAUGGAAACCAACCUUUUUCCCCUAACUUUAGCCCGCCUGCCUCUCCUCACUAUGGUGGACAAAACAACAAUGUUCUAGCAUUACCUCCACCACCAUGGGAAGCUCAGUCUCCAAGCUCUAGCCCUCAAUACUCUCCAACUCAUCCAAUGCAAGUGACUCAAGUGGUCAUCACCACACACACUCAUCAACCCCUCGGUUACAACCCUCAAGGUGGUUCUCCUCAUGCUACCAACAACAACAACAAUAACUUGUUCGGAAUGUUCCUCCCUCCCAUGACAGGAGGCCACAUGCCACCCUUUGGCCACAACCCAAACGUCACAAACAACAAUUAUAAUCCCGCCAUGUAUGGAGGCCAUAGAGGACAAGCUCAGCCACCACAACAGUACCUUGUAGAACAACAAAUGUACGGAAUGUCUCUUCAAGAGAAUGGAAACAACAACACUAAUCCCUACCAAGUUUCUUCUCAUCAGCCUCCACCAAUGAUGAAGCCUAUGAAUAAGAAACCAGAAGACAAGUUGUUUGGUGAUCUUGUUGAGCUCUCCAAGUUCAAGAAACCCACUUCAGGACGAGCCGGUAACGUCUCGAUCUCUGCUGAAUCAAUCUCUCUCGAGACUCUAGCUUCUAUUAGAUCACUCAUUCUCAACGCCGACACUUCCGACUCGGUGAUUUCCUCGGUGUUCGAUUUCCUUACUGGUCUUCUCAGUCGAGGGGACUCGGCGAUUCUUCACCAUGUCCUCAAGCUAAUCUCCGACCUAGCUUUCCGGCGAAAGGAAUUAGCACCACAAAUCUUCGAUUCAAUCCUGUCCAACUUACUCCGCCUUCAAAACGCCGCCGCCGAGGUGAGCCACGGACGCGCCGCCGUGGAAUCGCUUGCUGUGCUUGCGUCGUUAUCCGAAAGAAAUCCUAGCAUCGCCGCCGCGAAAAUCGACGGCGAGGUAUUUGCGUCAAUAUGCCUCGGAGCACCUAUAUCUUCUCGGCUGUGGCUACUUAGGAACGCGGAGAGGUUCAAUGUCCCGUCGUCUGUACUUUUCACCUUGUUUUUAGGGUUUACCAAGGAUCCGUAUCCAUAUAUCAGAAAAGUAGCUCUGGAUGGAUUGAUUAAUAUAUGUAACGCUGGUGACUUUAAUCACGCUCACGCCGUAGAAGGUUGCUAUACUCGUGCUGUUGAGCUUCUAGGCGAUGCUGAAGAUAGCGUCAGAUCUUCUGCAGUUCGUGCCGUCAGUGUGUGGGGCAAAGUGAUGAUAGCAUCCAAGGAAGAAGAGAUAAGUAGAAGAGAUUGUACAGAUGCUGUUUUUCUCCAGCUUUGUUCUGUUGUGAGAGAUAUGAGUGUAGACGUGAGGGUUGAGGUCUUCAAGGCAUUUGGGAUAAUAGGAACUGCAUCAGAAAGCAUUAUACUGCAAACACUUUCUAAAAAAGUAUUGGGAGCCGGAAAAGGGAAGAAACCGCAGAGUCAUCUUUCUAAUGGAUCAGCUGAUGUCAGUGCUGCAGCUGGAGUUUUCAUCCAUGGUUUUGAAGAUGAAUUCUACGAGGUACGGGAAGCUGCUGUUAACUCCUUCCACUCCCUCUCAGUAAAUUCUAUCAAAUUCCCAGAUGAAGCUGUGUAUCUAUUGAUGGAUAUGCUAUACGAUGAUUAUAUGGUUGUCAGGUUGAAAGCUUUAGAGGCAUUGCAUCAUAUAGCAGACUUGGGGAACCUGAAGAUACAGGAAACUUAUAUGCCCGCCUUUUUGGAUGCUAUUGUUGAUACUUCUGAAAACAUUAGAGUUGAGGCUAGAAACAUUCUUAAAUUGGCAAAGCUGCCUGAUCUGAAGCUGGUCAACAAUUGUGUUGAUGGUGUCCUAAAAAGUUUAGAGAUGUAUCCACAGGACGAACCUGCUAUCUUGUCUGCUCUGUUCCAUUUCGGACAAAAACACCCAAAUUUCUUAGUCAGUAUGGUCAAGAGAUUUAGUGAAAAGUUAGGGACAGCUUCCGGAAAUAAACUGGAAUUCAAUAGCCGACAGUUAUCUGCUUCUCUGAUGCUGAUAAUCUCAGCCCCUCUCUCAAACAAACAAAGCAUCACUUCGAUACCACCUCUGGCAUUUUCAUAUUCACUUGCAAUGCUGGGGAAAUUCUCUAGUGGACUUCAUGAUAUGAUGGACCAGUAUAUGCUUCUGGCUUACUUGACUCAUUGCGCUAUUCUUUCGUCUUCUUCGGGGACAGAAUUCAACAAAGGAGAUAUAUUUUUUCAGGCAUAUAGGGACAGUAAUGCAAAUCUUUCCGGAAACCCCGUCCUAUUACCCAGCAAAGAUAUACCUGCUGAGAGCAAAUACAUGGCUUCCAAAGCAGAACUGGAAAUUGGAAAUCAAGCACUUAAGUUUCUUAACCAUAUACUGUUGAAAAUAAAGGCUGCCUGGUUGUUAUCACAAUCAGGGUGCUCGAAAGAAGCACUCCGAGCAUUGAGGGCUUGCAAACAGGAGUUAGCAACUUUGACAGCCGAUUCUUCAAUCUCCAACGGUACAUUAGAAUUUAUCUGUCAGUAUGUUCACGUAAUAGAACUUCUCGCUCAAGUAUGGCCUCAUUUUGAAUACGCAAGACACAUCAGCACGUGUAGAUCUGUAGAACUGGAACUACUGAUGAAAGAGAUAGAGAUAAAACUAAUGGAGAUAAGGUGUAGAUUCACAGGCCUGUCUACGGAGGAGUCAUUAGUAAUAGAGUUAGUAAUUUUUGGUUGCUUGUUAAGGCUAUAUAAAUUUGAGAUUUGCUGCCGCCUUAGCUGCACGGAGAAGCUAUCUUCAACAAUAUCUCAAUUAGAGCUCCACCAUGAACAACAAUGCACCAAACCAUCAGAAUUUUUAACCGAAACUAAGAAGUCAUUGAAAGAGAUUGGGAGCUCUGAUGAUAUAAAUAGCUGUAGACUGCUUCAUCUCAUCAAGAUAUUCAAUUGCUUCUCUCCGGAACAGUUUACGCUUUCUGGUAAUCUGCAGUGUGUCAGCGCAGAGCUAGAGAUUCCUGGUAAUGGUCCUUACAGUCCGAUUUCCUUUGUGCCUGGUCUCCCGGUGGCUAUACCGUGUGAGAUCAUGCUGCUUAAUGUGCCAAGAGAUACCUGUUUGUGGCUGAGAAUAUCUAGAAGCGAUGAAACUUGCCAGUUUGUGUACUUGGAUCCAAACCUCUACAAUGGAGAUGGGAGAGAGAAGAGGUUCAUGUUUACUGCAGUAACGUACAUGACCCCGAGGGCUGUUGUGUUCACAUUGCGGGUUUCAAUAGGCAUAGAGUGUCUGUUUGAAGACAUUAGUUACAGAAAACAGCGUCAUGGUCCCAAGCAUCCAGUGGCCUAUCUGUGUAAGGAAAGAGAAGUUCACCUUUCUCUUGUUUCAAGAACCUAAGAUCUCUAGUAACUGUACUGUGAGAUAUUCUUCACAUUAAUGAGUCUGCAGAGAAAACUCGUCAUGGCUUUAAAAGAGCUGCUAAUUGUGGCUUAAGGACUAAGAGGGUUGACAUGGGAUGCUGCCGAACAUAGAUUCGUGUGUUCCCGCAUAACCAGCAAAUGGCAAAUCAGACUUGGAAGAAGAUUUUGAGUGUUACUACCUUUGUAGCUUACUCAUUGAGACAAAAUUUUGCAAAACUGCAUCAAAAGGCCAAUGCUAGUAACCAAUUUACAGCUUUUAAGAGAAAAAAAGAACCAUAAAAUCAGAUGGGGAUAUGAAUAUGGUCGAUAUUUUGUUGUGACCUUAUCAAUAUACACAAGUUUGUACA
Arabidopsis arenosa is the source of this 5030-nucleotide messenger RNA. Lineage: Eukaryota; Viridiplantae; Streptophyta; Magnoliopsida; Brassicales; Brassicaceae. The record is from the annotation of a GenBank genome assembly.